AUGAAUCCUGCAAUUGGACGGGUCCGAAAGAAAGUCUCCAUCAUCUCGAUUCCAGAAUUCUCCGUUGAUGAGAAUGGUAAGUGGGUUUUUUUUUAAUCUAGAAAGUUCUUAUAAACUUUUCAAGAGGAAGUCUGAUAUAAUCUUUUUCGAUUAUAAUCUCAUCUGAAGCACCUCUCGGCUCCUCUUCCUUUCCGUUUUCACAAGAUUCCCCUCCUUCUAACUUUUCGUCAUCAUUCUUCAGAAUUAUGCGCCGACAGAAUUACCUGGUGUCUCACUGACACUCACUGACUGACAAAACCUGUUGCCGCUGAUUGUUUCGUGGACGCGGCUUGGAUUCUGACUUUUCAUUCUGAAAACUUUCUCUCUUUCUUUCUCUCUGUUUGUGUGACUCAUGCGCUCAGAGUUUGUUACGGAUACGGAAAGUCACGGUGAUUUCUCUUUGGGAUCUCGCGGAGGUUCUUUCCCUUUCUUCUGGUCCCUGAUCCCGCGGCCGUCGCCGUUCUACAAGGCCAAAACAGGCUUUUCAGAUUUUUCUCAAAAACCUUCUCUCUGGGAAAAUAGAUUUUUCGAAAAAUGGCUGAUCGUGUGUGAUGAGAAGGCUUGGAGAACGCGCCGCCGUCCGCCGCCCGCGUGCUUCUUGGCUGUUCUGAGACUUCAGAUGCGUGCCGUCGAAUGAAUACUGAUUCAUUUCACUUGAUUUUUUUGGGAAUGAGUUCAUUAUGAUGUAAACUAACAAAGAGAAUUAAGCAGCCGACAGUUCACGGAACGAGGAAAUUUCUUCCUCUCUCCACUGUGCCCCAGAAAAAAUCACCGCGAAAGGAAUUAAGUAAGCCCCCGAAAAAACAACAUGGUUUUCUUGCCCCUGCCGUCUGUAUCGGGGCCACAUAAGCCGCUUACGCACCGUGAGCGUCUUCGUCUUCUUGUCCACCUCACGGCGACUCCCAGCGUACAAUUCAUGAAAUGUUUGUACAAACAAAACACUCUUUUUUUGGCGCAUGAUAUGCAUCGCUCCCGCAUGCACUUUGCAUAACUUUUCCCUCUCUCACUUCAUGCCUCUCUUUUUCGGUUCCUCACAGCUGUUUUUGUGACCGAAAUGAUUGAUGAUACCAUGUUCUCCCAGUCUCGUUCCUUCUGACGUCGUCAGGUCGCUCUCGCUCAUCCAACUUUUGCCGCCUUCCGAUCUCGAGUCAUCGGUUUUGCAUAAAACGUUUCCGUUCUGUUCCGUUCCGCGUUUUUUCGUGUUCGUUCUGCUCAUAAAACGCACUUCACAGCUGCGAUUCGGCGCAUCAUCGUCAGCUUUUCGGACAUAAAACCGCCGUGUUUUAGUUGUCACUUCUCCGACGCUUCUUCUCCGCUCCGUUCCUUCGUUCGUUCCGUCCGGUUGCAUAGAAGCUGUGGCAUUGAUGCAUUUUGUUUUGCUUUUCUUCGUGUGAAAGCAAGAACAAAAAAGCGUAUGUAUGUGUGAGCGAGUCUGUGUGCGUGACGCAGAUCGUUAAACUUUUAUAGUCCUUUUGCUUCCCGCACCGUGCCGUCGAUCAUCCGAUUGAAGACGGAGCGGUUCGGACGAACUCAAACCGAAUCGCAACACUUUUUCAGUUUCAGACGAAUCGGCACGUGGAGGAGCCGGCAGCGGAGCAGGAGUGAGCACUCGUAUCGAGUUGGACUUGGAUGAUUUCGAGGAGCAGAUCAUAAGAAAGUCCAGGUGGGUGUGAUUUGUUUGGAUAGGAUUGAGUUGACAUUGAUAGUGUUUCGGUGAGCAGACUGUGAAGAGGAGAGUGGCAGACUUUCAAGUAGUUGGGGUAGACGGAGGGGAUCAGAUGGAAGUACAAGGUCGGACAAAUGAUGAUCAGAAUAGUUGGAAAUGACAGAAUAGUCAGGUGGAAGAGAGAGAUAGCGAGAGAGAAAGCGAUAGAAAUAGGCAUUCGGCUGCCGUUCAGUGAGAAAAUGCCAUUCAAACUUCCCAUGACAGUUUUAGAAUCGUUGAACCUUCCCUUCCACCAUUUCUCAGAUUCAUCCAUCCCACGCACUCAGAUCUGUUCGUCAUCUUUUCGAAAGAAUAACAGUACCUGACAGCUAUUCUGUCCAUCCAAUAUAAUUAUUAUCUCUCCACGCGAAACAGGCAAAUCCGCCGAGUGGGCGGACAAGCAGUGAUAUCACCCUGUCUUCCGCCCGUCCGACGGCUGGUCACUGAUUAGCUUUUGACGACCUUUCUCCCCCAUUCGUCCCGUUUUCACUCAUACUGCAGAAAAAACAUACUAUUAAUUUUUUAUAGUUUUGUUGAAACUUUUGUGCACAAAAGAACACACCAUAAAAGCGCGACAAAUAGAGCAGAGAGACACAGGUGAAGGUAGGGUCGGGCGGCCUCUGGAAACUUGCAUGAACACUUGGUUUUCCGAUCGAUAGUGUCUCUAUCACAAACACACAAUCAUCAAACCAUGGAUUUGUAAGCACAGAGAGAAAGAGUUUCGAUUGUCUGCCCCGCGCCGUGUUGGUUGUGAAGCAGAGAAAAAGACUGUUUGCAUACAGAUGUAGAUGCGAGACAACCUUAUCAUUCCGGGACUAUUUUACUGUUUCGCCGGCUGCUCCCUGUGUUCGUGUUGUUUGUUCGGAAGCCCUUCGGUCGAGAAUCACUUUCUUUCAUAAUUCCAUUCCCAUUUCGAAAACAUCUAUCUCUCGUUCUGUUUUGUUUGGUUUCCCGUGCACAUUCUGACUAACACUUCCCGUUUUGUCACUUCCCAAUGCUAAAAUUCCCGUCAUCUUUCUAGAAUACAAAGUCCCUAAAGUUCUCACUUUGAAAGUGUUGAAAUGUAGUGAUCCUUCCGCCCGCACACAUAUAUGAAUCAUUGUUUUUUGUAAAGAAAUUGAAAAAAAAAGAAAAUUGUGUUGUGUCGUCGUGGCGAUGAAUCACGAGUUUCCGAAAAGAAAACAAAGAAGCUUCUAGGAUCAUUUCACUGUUCUUGUCUGUCACUAUACUAUGAAUGAAACAGAAUCACGCCUUCUCUGCUAACAAUUCUCUAAAGCUCACUUGCUGCCUUGUGCUACAGUAACCCUCCCCCUUUCCAAUCCGCUUUUCACUGAAAUAAUUCGAUUGCGACGUGGCUCCAGUGUCCUUUUCGACUGAACCGUCCUUCUCUAACGUCUGCUUCAUUUUAUUAUCACUUUUGCGCUCUCUGAUAACAUUCAAUCGGUUUUUCUUUUUUUUGCAAUAUGUGCCUCCUCCUCCUCCUCGUUUCCCUUCUCCUCGUCGCCUCUUUUCUUAUUAAUUUGUCGUUUCAUUGUUUUUCCUUUCCAUCCUCAACUCUCGAACUUUUGCCAUCCCGCUUUCACCUCGUUUCGUCGUCAUCGUCGUCGUCGUCGCCCUCUUUGGAACCCGUUUCCUGUUCUAAGAUUUUAUCUUGACCCCUUCUCUAUUAUAUUUGUCGCUUUUAAGUUGACUUCUAUGCCCCCAGCACCUACAUAAUGGACUAUGACUAUAGGAGACGUGUGCUGGAAAGGAACAUCGGGUGAGAAAGAACACAAACUGUUUGCGAAGUGAGAGCGAGGGAGUGAAAGUGUGAGCGGGAUAAAACUGGGCGGUUGUGGUUUAUCGAAAAACAGUUUCAUUCUGUCAAACUCGAAUUUCAGCAUGGCAAUGCCCAACCGAAAGCUGACUGUAGUUGGAAGUAUUGACAAUGGAAAUAAUGGAAACUUGCACAUCGGAGACAUAAUUUCACUUUACACAGAAUCACCCACAAAUCCGGAUCACAGAGGAUUUCUCAGCACACUCGGGUCAGUUUCACACCACUUUCCUCGUCGAAACACUCUAAUUUCAGAUUGGUCGACGACAGAUGCAUCGUAGAAUUGAAAGAUGGCCGGCCGGAGAGUCCUCCGAAGAAGUUCAGAGACUGUCUGUUCAAAGUGUGUCCCAUAAAUCGGUACGCGGCUCAGAAGCACUUGUGGACCGAGCAGAAGAGGUUCCAAACGGGAGACUCGCAGUUCGACGACGACAUGAUGAACAAGCUGAGAGUAGCGGCGGACAAGGAGAAGGAGGAGAACGAGUCGGAGUUCCAGAAGACACUCGGAAACGUCGUGCAGUACGGAUCGAUGGUUCAGUUGCUGCACGUCAAAUCGAACAAAUACAUCACGGUGCAGAGGAAUUCGCCGGCGAAGAGAGAACGGAAUGCGAUGAAGGUGCGUUUGUGUGUCUAACUCUCUUUCUCUCUCGUCACCUAUUGGCUGAACUGUUUACCUGGUCAGAUACCUUCUUCGUUCUAUCGUCGCGUGAGUUUCACGUCAGAGUGAUUUAGUGAACUAGUUUCGGAAUGAGAAUGAAUUGCAAUGACUGAUUGAAAAUUAUAUUCACAAUAAGAGCACGCUUGCAGAGCGUAGGGAACACACUUCUAAACUCUCCGUGGCAUCCCUCACUUUUAGAAUGACAUCUUCUUCAGGUUUACCUCGAUCGUGCUGGAAAUGAAGGCAGUUGGUUUAUCAUCGAGCCGGCCUACAAGCAUUAUGCCAUCGGAGACAACGUCUCGGCCGGAAACAAAAUCUCUCUGAUCCCGAGUUCGGUGUCGACCAGCCAGGCAGGACACGUCAAGUCGCAGCUUCAUCUCUCCGCGUUCAAUCUUCUCGAUCAUCAUACUGCUGCGGAAGUGAACUGUCUGAAUGAGCCCACCGAAUGGCAGGUGUUCAUGUUUCUUUUAUUCGACGAAAACAACCCCGCGAGUGUCAAAUCAGUAAGCCAUUUCCGAGGUUCAAUUAAAAAUGAAAGUGAUUUUUAGGGAGACGUUGUCCGGUUAUUCCACGCAGAUCAGCAGACAUUUCUCACUUUAGAUACUAUUCCCAAACAAAAUCCUCCGAAAGAUGUCGUCUUUCUGCGAAUGACGAACAGACCGUCGGCAGCAGAUGCCACCAGUUCCAGAGCUCUCUGGGAAGUUCAGGUCAGUUCAUUCCUUCGGUGGUUUAUUGAGACAUCAAUCUCAUUUCAGGUAGUUCAACCGAAUGCGUACCGAGGAGGAACGGCCAAAUGGAACAAGACGUACCGCUUCAAACACCUCGCCACUGACCAGUACCUGACUGUUGAGGCUUCUUCUUCGAUCCAGGUCAAGCCGGGAGCCAACGGAAGACGUGCGAGUUUGAUUUAUUCAAAGUUAGUGCUCUUUUCCAUUCUCACCUCAUCCAUUUUCAGCGCCUUUGCUCAGCGCGAUUUCUCAGAAAUCCCGGCCAACUUUGGAGCGGUAAGAGUGUGAUGCAUGACACUUCUAACCGCUUUUAAACUAUUCAGCUAACUUUAGUUUAUCUUUUAAAAAAAAUGGUGUUUUUGUAUUUGAUCUCAUUGUAUGCUUCAGAACGAGUAAUCCAAUGGCCAGUAUGUACUCCGAUGGUCCGAAUGGAAUACCGAUCGGUUACUUGAGAAUUCACGUGCAUUGAGAUUCACUUUUUCGUUUUCAGACCCUGUGGACGAUGCGAACACUGUUCAUUUCCUCGCGCCUACGAAGUCCGACUUUCCCGAGGAAAACGAGAAUCUUCUGUUUCGAUUGGAUCCUUCCACAUUUAUGAAGGUUUGAUGGAAAGGGCCAGAUGACCUCAAUCAUCCAUUAUUUUCAGUCGAACAAGGAUGUUCCACGUCGUUCGUAUGUUCGGCUAUUCCAUGAUAGCACUGCGAACUGGGUCCACGCAACCAAUGCAACGGAGAAGCAGAAUCUGCAUUUUAGCAGUAAAAACGAAAAGGGAUGGGUGAAGGUGAUCUGCGAGAAGAACCGCGUGGAUAAAGAGACGUUUGCAUUGCUUCCCGUCUCUCCAGACGAAGUGAGCUAGAAGACGGAACAAGCAAAAAACAAACUCUUUUUCAGGUUCGAGACCUCGACUUCGCUAAUGAUGCUUGUCGGGCACUCAGAAGUUUCAUAAAAUUAAUCAAAACAGGACAAGUGAUUACAAAGGAGGCUCUGAAUGUGACCACACAAUUGCUCAUCGAGUGCAUUCUCUUCGUCACCAACACAUCUGACCAUCUCACGGACCCUCUCAAGAUCACAGACUUCUCACCAUCCAGGGAUCGUCAGAAGUUGCUCCGUGAGCAGGAAGUUCUCGAUCAGGUCUUUUUGCUUCUGAAGGCUCCGUUCCUUCCUCGUCAAGGCACCACAGAACUCGGCCCUCUGCUCAGUUCCCCAUCGGAACUCAGUGACAGUCGGAAUGAAGUGUUCAAGACAAUGUUCCAGUUGUGCUACUGUCUUCUGAAGUACUCGCAAGUGAGCUACAGAAAGAACCAGGAGUUUUUGGCGGAGAAGUUCGGACAGAUUCAAGUAAGCCUCAAGAUAAUAUUGAAGUUUUGAAAGUUUGUGUUUCAGGAACAAAUCGGAUUUGACCUGAUGGCCGAGGACACAAUGACAGCCGUCCUGCAUAAUAAUCCAAAGCUUCUGGAGAAGUAUGUGAAGACGCCACACGUGGAGAGAUUCGUUGAAUUGGUCAGGAACAAUCGGCAGGGAAAGUGAGUCAUUCGACCUUGAAUGGAGACGGACAGAUGGCACUUCUGCACAUCUGCUCCCUCUUUUUCCGCUUUUCAGAUUCUCAUUUCUUUCCUCGGCACGGUAGGUUCAAAAUGUUGUAAGAGUCUAGUAUUGUGCGCAUUGUUUUCUUCUUUUGUUUUCAUACAGUUGCCAAGAGAGUUGAUUUCAGAUUCCUGGACUACCUUGCCGAUCUGUGUGUGUGUCGUGGAGAAGCCAAUAAGAAGAUCCAAGAACUCAUUUGUACAUCCGUUCUCAGUUCUAAGCACCGGGAUAUAUUUAUGGAUACAAAAUUGAUCGACAAGGAAGUGGAGAUCGGAUGGGCUCCGAGCUUCCGAAAACUCGUAGACAUUGCGGAGGGAGCCAGGUCAAACCCGGAAGAUGCUGAACAUUUGGAUUAUUAUCGGUUGUUCUUUUGUUAGGUUUAGAUGAAAACAACGCAUCGUCUUACAGCCAUCAGCUCGAUUUGCUCUCUCAAAUGUGCCAGGAACAACAGUAUCUUGCCAUCGACCCGCCUCCGGAGCGUCGUCUCAUGAACAUCUCGCACCAAUUGCCGGCCGAACUCGUUCUCCAGUGCAUGUCGGACGCUCGUCUUCCCUAUGAUCUCCGCGGAUCGUUCACUCGUCUCAUGCUCCAUUUGCACGUUGUCCGCGGAAGUCCGAUGUCCGCAAUCAGACACGCGAGACUGUGGUGGAGCAUUCCGGAACACGUGGAUGUGAACAACUACGAAUCGGUGUCUGUGGAGGCGUAUUCGGAUGGAAGUCGCAUGCGGAUCGGAGAGACCAUCGCCCAUCAGGUCCUGAGAACUGUAAAUAAAUACUUAAUGGGGUUGAGGAAUCAAUCGAGCGAUGAAAGACACAGUGUCAAUUCGAGCAAGCUCACUUACGAGGUAACUUUGCAUAUUUGCAAUCCCUCAGUUUCAUCCAUUUUUUUAGAUUGUGAAUCUUGCCAAAGCACUCGCCCAGUUCAACUUCUAUUCGUUCGAAGAGCUUCUUCAACUGAGUCAGAAUCUGCUUGCUAUCAUAAAUGAAGGACCGGCGGCCGAAGAAGUUCAUUCUCACAGAAUGCAGUUCGGAAUGAAUGUAAUUCGUAACGUUUCCAAGUCGAUGAUCAGCAGAGGAACAAAAGAGACAUCGAAAGAUCUUUUGAAGGCGGCCCCGUCAAUGUCAGUCGAAGACGCGGUGCGCAGCAAGGAAGGGCGGACUCUGAUCGUGAAGACAAAGCUGAUUGUGGCCGAGAUUCUGCAAUUCGUGAUGGACGUCAGGAGGGACUACCGUAUCACAACGGCGCUAUCCUGGUUCAAAAACGUUUUCCCUUGUGGUUCUGACGGAUCUCUCCUGCACUCAGCAAGUAUAAACGAACGAAUGGCUUCUGAACUCUACGAUGCGAUCUACCAUUCGUCCGGCCAUGAGUUGCAUCUUGAUGGAAAGGAUGGACACCUUCUUCUGGCCAUUCUGUUCCAAAUGACUAUGUCUGAUUAUCCUCCCUUGACAAGUAUCGCCUUGAAAGUGCUGUUCCGGCACUUCACGCAAUAUCAAGAACUUCUGGAAGAUCUGAAGCAGGUUCAGUUGUUGGUAUCGGAUGACGACGUUGAGAACUAUCGCCAAAUUGAUCGAGAUCUGUUCAUUUUGAAAAACUUGACAGAGAAAUCCGAAUUGUGGGUACAUGGAGACCGUCAUCAUUCAAUUGAGACAAAGGAAGUGGAAGAGAAGGAGCGGACGACGGAGAGAGAUCUUCAGGAACACGGGCUUAAUUCAUCGAGAGCGUUCGGAUCGAAAGACUCCAUGGAAGCGGUGGUCGCAGUUAUUGAUGAACACUAUUCUAAUCUGAAGAACGAAAGUCUCAAACUGCUCAAUCGGCUGCUCAUCAAAGACGAUCGGAACGACGCGGCGGUGGCUCUUCAAGAACUCAGCGACAAGGCGCCGCUCAUUGCUUAUCCGUUAAUUCGCCAGAUGUUGGUCCGUCUCACGAGAAUGUGCUACCGGGACGGGAAGCCAGACACAAUGAAUCAGCAGCUGUUGAAGAACAUGCGAGUGUACGAAGUGGUUUUGGAGUUUAUCAGUGUUCCGCACGACAAGAAACACGACAAGGAAAUGAUGAAGCUGAUCACGCUGUCCCAUGAGUUCCUGAGAAGUUUCUGCAAGACAAACAAAGAGAAUCAGAGCAGGCUGUACAAAUUCAUUUCGUACGAGAAGGACGCGAAAGAAGGAAUGUUGAGAGUGGAAACAGUGGAAGAGGUCGGCACUCUCGUCUCCAUCUUCAGGAAUAACAGAGAACUUGCUUCGAAUGUUCCCGAAGAGCUCAUUGCUCACAUCGUCGGGCUCAUUGAGCACAACUCGAGAAAUCCCAUCUUCCUGGAGUUGUUGCAAUCAUUGGUGUGCGUGUACGACAAGGAAAUCGAGAGUUGUCAGGAGAAAGUGGCCAAUGAGAUCUGCGCGGCUUCUGAUGAAGUCAGGCAGCUUUACGUGGACAACGCGUCCUUCGAAGAGCUGGAGGCAAUGAUGAAACAAGAGAAAGAGUCGAGGGGCAAGGGCACGGAGAGCCGCAAUCCACUAAAGUAUCACAUUGAACUGGUCCGACUGCUGGCAAUGUGCACUCGCGGAAAGAACGGAAACACGGAGUUGAAGUGCGCUUCGCAGAUUCCAAUGGAUCACAUCGUCCGUGUCGUCACUUCGAAGUACUGUCUCGUGGAAGUGAAGGCCGUUUAUCUGCAGCUUCUGCUUCAUUGCUACAUUGAUACGGAUGCGGAGAUGAAAGACGCGUACAAAACCGAAUACGUGGAUCAGAUUCUGAAUAAUCUGCUUGAAGACGUCCGAAUGCUCCGUACAAAAUCACUGCCAACGGAGGCAGAAAACGUGGCUCUGGAGCAGUACAUCUGCCAUACGGUCACUGAAGUUCUCAUCAAGUUCUUCGAAGCUCCAUAUUCUGCUCUUCAACAAGCGAAAGUGGAUGUGCAUCAUCACAAGAAGACGUUCUCAGAAGUGCUUUUGGAGUUGACGAGUCUGGAAAGAGGAAAGCUGAAGAGUUCAAGAUCAACGAGGAACUGGUACAGAGUUGCGGAGUGCAUCAAGAGACUGACGAAAUGGGGUACGGUAGGAAUCCUUCGGUGCGCCCUGAAGGUUCUUUUUCAGCCGAAGAGCACAGCAUCACUCUCCCGGCCACUUGUGCAAACCCUCAGAUGUCCGGACAAGUUUCCGUCCGUCAGAAGUGGUACAAUGCGGCGACGUCGGCAAAGUUGAUCGGGUUGAACAAGGUGAGUUCGUGAGUUGGUUCAAUGCCUCGCUGCUUUUUUGGGAAGUUCAACAGUUUUGGGUUCCGCCUAAACAAUAUUCAUGUUCGCUCUCUUCCUAGAUGAUGAGUCAGGAUUCUCAGUCGGAGUACGAUUCAGAUUGCAGUCAGGGUUAUUAUCAGUCUCCGGUUCGUUGGCGUGGCGUAGUCUCAUAAUCACAAGCUUUUGUUUUCAUUUGAUUUUCAUUGAUUUGAGAGUGAUUAGUGUCUUUUCUAAAACACCAAUUAUUUCAGCCGGUUAUAACGCUUGUCGUUGAGGUGAGCAUCAGAAGUGUGACCUUUCUCUUUCCUUUCCCGCCCUAACAAUUCUUCACUUUUGAUACAUUCUUUUCUAUCCUUUAACUAUUUCCAUCCCCGUUUGCAUAAAACACUUUCGGACGGACAAUCUUUCUUCUUAGCUGGAAUGAUUUGCAUGAAAGUUUGACGAGAAUGCUCUUCGUUUUCAGAGACUGAACCGACAGAAUACUCUCAAUCCGGGACAUCGUCUUUAUGGAACUGCCAACUCAACAACCGACACCACUUCUGCCAACGUCGUCACUUGCUAUCAUGUAUUCAAUGCAUGCGAUGUCGAGGAAACAAAUGCACUUUUCAGAUGAUGAUCGGCGAGUUCAAGUUCUAUUUGCAUCCGCUGCACGCCGCCGAAGGAAGUGUGCUCGUCGAAGUGCUCCAUACGCCCGAGCUGCUCUUCCCGGAAGGCUCGUCCCUUCGUGAUCAAUGUGCUCGCGGAGGAGUCGUCGCGAAACUCAUUCAGCACUGCAAGACUCUGAUGCAGAACAAGCAGGACAACUUGUGCGCGAGAGUGCUUCAGACUCUGUGCAAAAUGUGCAACUGCACAAAACAGCAACUCACACAUCAGGUGCGUUUGGGGUGAAAGAGAAGGGGAAAAGAAGUAGUGGGAGAACGGUUUCAAAUGGAGAUAACUUCAGGGUCGCCGGAGACAUUCUAGUAGCUAUCAGAAGGUUUGGUUCGGUGUCAUACUUUUCAGUUCAUAGUGACUGGCCGUCUUUCAUUUUUUUAAUUUCCGGGGUACCCGCUUUACUAGUCAUGACAGCACUGUUCUUUCUGCUUGAUUCAGGCAUAAUAAGCAGAUUACUUAAUUCAUUUUGUUUCAGGGCCAACAAUUGAGACAGCUUUUGUUGCAAAGAUAUUUCGGACAUCACAAUAAGACCCAUCCUCCUCUGGAAAGGCAACAAUCAUCGACCCUCGGCGAUGUGGUCGAAGCAGCAGUGAAAGGUACGAAAUAAAGGGUGAACUGGAGCAAACGAACCAUGAUUCAGAAAAGAAGGAAGAGAACUGGAGCCAAGAGAGAGAUCUCUAUGCUAUUCAAUGCAAACUGAACGAUGCGGGCGCUUCCGAUCUGGUCAUCGAAAUCAUAAUCAUGGAGCCGUCCAGGGAGAUAUUCCUGAAGGCGAUUCAUCUGGCAAGAGCACUUCUUCACGAAGGAAAUGACAAAGUGCAACACUCGUUCUACAUGCGUCUCAAGCAGAAAGACGUCCACGAACCGUUCUUCAAAGUGAUUCUCACUAGAAUCCAGACUGCUCAAAAUCGGUUGAAAAGUGACAUGAUGAGCUGCAGUGAUAGCAAACCAAAACCCUGUAAGUUGUCCAUUUUAAUCUAUCUUUUCUUCUUCUGUUCCGUGUAAAUCGGUCGUAACAUUCACUGACAUCUACAUCUACUUCUCAUCGACUCAAUUAACAAUUCCAUUUUCAGCGUUGUCAGCAACAGUGAGUAGAAGAUGUAAGUUUCCCGAUUCCAGUUCCCCUGAUUCGCCCCCGUUUCCCACCCGAUUACCUACCGUUUUGUGGACCUUUGCCCUAACCUCCGCGUCCAUCCGUAUCAGCUAAUCAGCCGCUCAGGUUCCGCCGUCCGUCCGAAGAGCAUUCUGAGUCGACAGAAAUCAGCCGAUGCGGCGUUCUUCUCUUCCAAGAAAGAGAAGCAGUGGGACAGGCGGUACUCGGUCGCCGUUGCAGCUCGGAGCAGAAAGAGUAGCUCGUCUUGCAUGUGUUUUGUAUCGUUUCGGGCAGGCUUUAUCUCUUUUUCUCUCUCUCUCUCUCUCAUCUCCUUUUCCUAAUCCUUCCUUCUCAUCAUCGGGUCAACCUUCUUUUCCAAUCUUUCAAACGGGUUCUCACUCCACUCCUACAACUUCCCUCAUUUUCAGCAUCAACUGUCAUCACCCCUCUCAUUGAUGCGGGAGAUUCUUCAUUCAACGGAACACUGUUCGAAGUGCCGCAGGUCCGUCAUCCUUCCAUUUCGGAAAUCUCUCAAAUGAGCAAUGAUCUGACCCAUUCGAUUCCCGAUUUGACUCCGUAUCAGGAUGAAGACAGGUGAGAGCACAGAGGCUAGAAUCUGAUAAACAAGUUUUGAAAGUUUCAGAGCAACCGAAGCUCUCUCGCCGGAAGUUGCCCUCGUCGAACCGAUUCUUCGCGUGCUCCAGCUGCUCUGUGAGAAUCACAACAGUCUCCUGCAGAACUUCCUCAGAAAGCAAUCCGACCGUACAAAUCAUAACUUAGUCUCUGAAACACUCAGCUUCUUGGAUACCGUCUGUGGAUCGACCAAAGGAAGUCUCGGAGUGUUCGGAGAAAUCGGAGAGCACAACUUCUCACUGAUCACCCAAACACUCGCCACUUUGACAGAGUUCUGUCAGGGACCGUGCCACGAGAAUCAGAAUACGAUGGCGAUGCAGGAGAACGGUCUGAACAUUAUCAUCUCGCUUGUUUUGAACGAAAUCAAACCUCUCGCCGAUGAUCACAUGGAACUAGCGCUCGAAAUAAAGAGCCAGGCAUCGAAGCUUCUUCUGGCGAUUAUGGAGUCAAGGCACGACGGGGAGAAUGCGAACCGAGUGCUCAGGAAUAUGGCAAACAUGUCUGGAGGGCCAAAACAACUGGUGCAUGCCAUCAAACAGGCGUACGAAAUGGCCAAAUCCAACCAGUACAUGCUGAAAACAGUGAGCAGAGAGUUCAUCAGAAGGACAGAGGAAAACGAUUCGAAGAGCAAAUCUGGCCCUCAGAUAACGGUGAACAGCGGUCAGUUUAGUUUCCUCCGAACUUAGUGUCGAUUGAAUUUGAACUUUUAGCCAUACUUCCUGAGAUUUCGGUCGAUGCCUCUGGAACCGUUUCAAUUAUGAACGAGAAGAAUCUUGCGAGUUCAUUGGACGAUAAGUUCCACGACGAUGAGUACGCGAGUGUGGAUCCUCGGGAAGUCGGUCACAACAUUUACAUUCUGGCUCAUCAACUGUCUAACCAUGACGGAGAAUUGGAGAUUUGGCUCGAUGGAAGUGAUGAGAAGAAAGAUGUUUUGACUAGGGAAGCACUCAAUUAUUACAAGAGCAGGACGGCUCAGAUUGAGGUGGGAUACACUAUAUAUUGUCGAUUCAAAAGAUAGGAGAAACCCUUUUUUGUUCCGCAUCAAAUAAAAUCGAAUAAAUUUGUAGAUCGUGCGUCGUGAUCGAACCUUGGAGCGGGUCGUCUUUCCCAUCAACGAUAUCUGUUCCUACCUGACCAAAGAUACCAAAGAUUACGUUUAUAACAACACGGAAAGAGACAACCAAGGGUCGAAAGUGACGGAAUUCUUCGACCAGUGGGACAGCAUGUACCACGAAAUGAUAUGGCAACGGAAGCUGCAAGACAGGAAGUGGCUCUCGUGGUGCGCAUUCCGGUUACCCAUCUGGACCCGUCUCUCCUUCCAUUUCGCUUUCAUCGUCAAUGCAAUCGUUGCCUGCUAUUAUCCGUUCCCGGAGAACUCAAAAUGUGAGUCUCCCUCCCCGAACUUCUCCUCAAAUCAGUUCCUUUUUCAGCAUCGAUCUCGUUCGGCAAUGCCUACAGCUGGCUCGCCGUGUUCACUUCCCUCCUCAUUGCUCACUAUUUCCGUGACGACAAGUCUUAUUUCCCAAAGACGUUCCUCCCGAUUCUCGCCAGUUUAUGUUUUCUUUCCGUCAGUUCCAUCGGAGUCACGCCUACGCUUUACUUAUUCGGGCUAUUACAGGUGGGUAUUUUGAACACUUUACUUCUGAAAUCUACGUGUGUUUCAGCUAGUCAACAAAAUAGUUCAUGUGCUUGCCUUUGUGAGUAACAAAGGAUUGGAAGACCGUCCGAUCGGAGAGAUACUCACUUGCCGCAACCUUUUGUAUCUCCUCGCCUACUUGACAGUUUGUGUCGCGGGUCUCGUCGUGCAUCCCAUGAUAUACAGUAUUCUGCUGUUCGACAUCGUCGCCACCGAAGAAACACUUCAAAAUGUGAUUGCUUCAGUCACCAGAAACUAUUCAUCGAUCGUUUGGACUGGACUUCUUGCUGCUAUUCUCAUUUACGGAUUCUCGAUUCUUGGCUUCCUCUUCUUCCGACACGGUAAUUACUGACAUCUUUUUCUGAUUAUUGACCCAGUUUUUUUCAAGACUUCUACCUGGAAGUUGACCCAGUGGGAAGUGAACCAAUUACAAUCUCUGCUGGAUUGCCAACGGAAACGUGCCCUUCCGAAGGAUGCGCCGGAUUGAAGAGCUCCGGAAACGACGAUGAAGACGAUAAUAAAAAGGUGAAAUCGUGUGAGACCCUCUGGAUGUGUAUCCUGCAAACCAUGUAUCUCGGACUGCGCAACGGCGGAGGAAUUGGAGACGUUCUGCGGAACCCGGCGCCGUGGGAGGACAUGUUCAUCUGGAGAGUCCUCUACGACAUGACCUUCUUUGUCGUCCUCAUCGUCAUCGUUCUCAACCUCAUUUUCGGAGUCAUCAUUGACACGUUCGGAGAUCUGAGAGCGGAAAAGAACGAGAAAGAGCAGAUUCUGAAAAAUAAUUGUUUCAUCUGUGGACUCGACCGGUCUCGAUUCGACAACAGAUCUGUGACUUUCGAGACGCACAGAGAGACGGAGCACAACAUUUGGCACUACCUUUACUACAUUGUCAUGCUGCAAAUCAAAGACGAAACCGAGUUCACCGGACCGGAGAGUUACGUGGCGCAAUGUGUGAAGGAGCGCAAUCUGGACUGGUUCCCGAGGAUGCAGGCGCUGUCGCUGCAGGACGCCGAGCUGGACACGGAUCAGUCAGAGAUGAACAAGUUGAGGGACCAGAAUUCACAAGUGAGAAUGCGCAUUGUGAGGAGAUUAACCGGCAACGUUUCAGAUGAUGCUUUUCUUGCGGGAUAUACAGAGUCAACUGGAAGAAGUGCGUGCGAUGAUGGAGCAGUCUCGCUAG
Caenorhabditis sp. 36 PRJEB53466 is the source of this 14946-nucleotide messenger RNA. The record is from the annotation of a GenBank genome assembly. NCBI's taxonomy places the organism in Eukaryota, Metazoa, Nematoda, Chromadorea, Rhabditida, Rhabditidae.